UCAUGAACUAUCAACAAAGGACGAACGAAUAAUUUCAAAAGCCCGCGUGUUAGAUUUUAAAACUAUGCAACAACAUUAGUCAAAAAUACUACGUAAUGAAAACAGUAAGUUAGUAUAAAAAAAUUACGUCACAUAGACAUUUCUUUGAUAUUGGUCCUAUGUCAAUGAACGAUCUUGUAGAUAUAAUGAACGAUCUCACGUGUUAAUACGUUUUUAGUAAAUUUCUACACAGAUUAUGAAAUUCAAAUAUUCAAGCUUAGAUAAUAUGAAAAAUGAAUACCAAAUCUAAUUUGUUAUUGAUAAAAUAUCCAGUCAAAACAAUUUGUUCUUUUUGUACAAAGAUAUCAAAACCUAAGGCACAAAAUGAAAUAAAUUUUGAUCAAAUUGGAAAUCCGGAUCCUAUUUCGCACUUAAGACCAAUCCUUUUUAAAAAACCCUUCAAUGAAUCUAAGUUGGAAAAAGAAUACAGAGAAGCAAGAGAGAAUAUUCAGCUAUGGAAUCAAACAUUUUGGACUAAACACAACAAGAGUUUCAUACAAGAACGCAGUAAAUUUCAAGAAACAUUGAAGGCACAAGGUAAAACAUCAUUAACAGCGGACGACAUGUCUGUUUUUUAUAAAUAUUUCCUUGACAAAAAUUGGAGACUACACUUUGACUAUAAUAUAUCGUGGUAUAAAAAAAAUAUUUAUCUUUUACUACUCGAAUUGAAAGUUAAAAUAUCUAAAUUGACAUUUAGAUGA
Messenger RNA from Polistes dominula (European paper wasp), 740 nucleotides. It is a transcript of the gene Coa8, whose product is annotated as Cytochrome c oxidase assembly factor 8. Gene Ontology annotation, biological process: intrinsic apoptotic signaling pathway. Gene Ontology annotation, cellular component: mitochondrion. NCBI's taxonomy places the organism in Eukaryota, Metazoa, Arthropoda, Insecta, Hymenoptera, Vespidae. The record is from RefSeq and is a predicted model, not a curated record.